AGGCUUGAUUUCUUCACUCCAUAAGUGGAGUCUUGAAUGCUCCAUCAGCAAUCAAAUUCCCAACACAUUCCCCUCCUCCGAUCAUCUCCCUUCAUCAGAGCCCUACUUUUUGUCCUCCCAUUUUUCAAACCAUGAUGAAAUUCUGGGGCGUUGAGGUGAAAAAUGGAGGGCCUCUGAAGGUGCAACCUGGUGAUGGUAAGCUUGUGCACCUCUCACAGGCCUGUCUUGGAGAGGUUAAGAAGGACAAAGGAAAUGAUUAUAUUCGUUUAUAUGCUCAGAAGAAUGGUCAGAAGUUCGUCAUAGGAAUGCUUUCCCAUGAAAGACUCCAUAAUUUAAAUCUUGAUCUGAUAUUUGAAGAUGAAUUUGAACUGUCUCAUGAUCUGAAACAAGGAAGUGUACACUUUGCUGGAUAUAAUGUUGACAACUCAAGUUCGGUGGCUGAUGAGGAAGACUCUGAAGAUGAUCUUGAAGAGCCUGUACCUGUUGAUGCCUUGACCAAUGGGAAGCCUGAAGCAACAGACUUGAAGGCUUCUGGUUCCAAAGCUGAUGCUGGUGGGAUAUCUGAGAAGGCAGAAGGUAAGUCAAAGGUGAAGAUUGUGGAACCCAGCAAAGAUGAUGACGACGAGGAUGAUGAAGAUGAAGACGAGGACGAUGAUGAUGACGACUCAGCUGAAGAUGAGGACAUGGCUAGCUCUGAUGAUGGAACUGACGAGGAAGAUGACAGUGACGAGGAUUCUUUGGAAGAGACACCAAAGAAGCCUGAGACAUCCAAAAAGAGACCUGGGGAAUCCACAUCAAAGACUCCUGUUCCUGAGAAAAAGGCAAAAUUUUCUACUCCACAACAGAAAGCUGAUGGCAAGAAGGUCAGUGGCCAUGUCGCUACGCCAUAUCCUGUGAAGCAGACUGGAAAAGGACCUGCUAGUUCUGACAAGCCGACUUCCUCCAAAUCAUUUACCUGCAGUUCUUGUAACAAGUCAUUUGGCUCCGAUCAAGCUGUGCAAGCUCAUUCCAAAGCUAAACAUAGUGGCAAAUGAAAUGAGCUGCACAUUUCUGAGAACAAUUAUUAGUCAUUAGUGAAGUGCGGCUUUAUGGCGUGUCUUUUUGAGAAUCCAACUACAUGUGUACUGAUCCUCCAAGUCUAGUUCUGAGUGUUUUUAGGGCUAGUUUCUUUUGGUAAUUACCUGUAGAAAUCUUGUAGACCUUGCCGUAGAACUAUUUUGGUGGUUUGGUAGACAGGGAAUAUGAUCUUAGAUCUUCUAUUGGGCACAAUUGAAUUACUUUUCACUUUUCAGUA
Beta vulgaris subsp. vulgaris (sugar beet) is the source of this 1294-nucleotide messenger RNA. RefSeq names its product histone deacetylase HDT1. NCBI's taxonomy places the organism in Eukaryota, Viridiplantae, Streptophyta, Magnoliopsida, Caryophyllales, Amaranthaceae. The record is from RefSeq and is a predicted model, not a curated record. The coding region runs from base 132 to 1034 and encodes 300 amino acids. The transcript is spliced from 10 exons.